Argentina anserina (silverweed cinquefoil) is the source of this 1886-nucleotide messenger RNA. RefSeq names its product beta-glucuronosyltransferase GlcAT14A. The record is from RefSeq and is a predicted model, not a curated record. Lineage: Eukaryota; Viridiplantae; Streptophyta; Magnoliopsida; Rosales; Rosaceae. The coding region runs from base 321 to 1514 and encodes 397 amino acids. Gene Ontology annotation, molecular function: glucuronosyltransferase activity. The transcript is spliced from 4 exons. Gene Ontology annotation, cellular component: membrane.
AGUUUACACUAACAGUUAAGAAAGAGAUCAAACUCCAGAAAAUUGAAACACUCCAUCUUCUAGUUCUGCUUCGUCUUCUUCUUCCUCUAAUCAAAUCCGACCUGAAAACCCUAACCCUAAAACUUCCACCUUUCUCAAAAACCCAAAUCAAAGACGGUUGCUUUACUCACACCCAUUGACCCAAUUCUCCUCUGCUCUGUUCAUCAGGGACCAAGAUCCCUCAUUUGACCCAUCACCAGAAACCCUAAUCCCCACCAAUACCCACAUCCCCAAUUCAAUUGAUUAUAUGCCCAAACUUGAAGACUCAACUCAACUCAGUUAUGGGAGCUGAGAAGAAGAAAUGGCUCCUCACACUCUUCACCGCCACAUUGCUCAGCCUCUUCCUCCUCCUCUUCUCCUCCAUCUCCGCCUUCACCGCCCCAAAGCCCUUUCCCUCAAUCGUCCAGCACGGCGCCCACUCGCCGCCGGCGUUUGCUUACUACAUCUACGGCGGCCGCGGCGACCGGGCGCGGAUCUUCCGGCUGCUGCUCGCCGUGUACCACCCCAGGAAUAGGUACCUGCUGCAUCUGACGGCGGAGGAGACGGAGGAGGAGCGGAGGAGGCUGGCGUCGGCGGUGAAGGGGGUGGCGGCGGUGAGGGCGUUUGGGAAUGUGGAUGUGGUGGGGAAAGCUGAUCGGAUCACGUAUAUGGGGUCGUCGAAUUUGGCGACGACGUUGAGGGCGGCGGCGAUUUUGUUGAGGGUGGACAGUGGUUGGGACUGGUUUGUUACUUUGAGUGCUGCGGACUACCCACUUGUGACUCAGGACGACCUGUCUCAUGUCUUCUCCCUUGUAAGACGAGAUCUCAAUUUUAUUGACCACACCAGUGACCUUGGAUGGAAAGAGUUGCAUAGGAUCCAGCCAAUUGUAGUUGAUCCAGGAAUCUACCUAGCCAGGAGGGCCCAAAUUUUUCAUGCUACAGAGAAGCGGAAAACACCUGAUGCUUUUAAAAUAUUCACAGGUUCCCCGUGGUUUGUCCUGAGCAGAUCCUUUCUGGAAUUCUGCAUUCUUGGCUGGGAUAAUCUUCCCCGGACAUUGCUCAUGUACUUUACGAAUGUGAUUCUGUCAGAGGAAGGAUAUUUCCAUUCUGUCAUAUGCAAUUCACCAGAGUUUAAGAACACAACUGUGAACAAUGAUUUAAGAUACAUGAUCUGGGAUACUCCCCCAAAAAUGGAACCCCACUUCCUCAAUACAUCAGUUUAUGAUCAAAUGGUCCAGAGUGGAGCUGCUUUUGGCCGACAGUUCCAGAAGGAUGAUGCAGUGUUGGACAUGGUUGAUGAAAAGAUCCUCAAGCGAGGGCGAAAUCGAGCUGCCCCAGGAGCAUGGUGCUCCGGCUGGAAAAGCUGGUCGAUGGAUCCUUGUUCUCAAUGGGGGGAUGCAAAUAUCAUGAAGCCUGGACCCCAAGCAAAGAAGUUUGAAGAAUCUAUUACUAACCUUCUCGAUGACUGGAGUUCACAAUCAAAUCAGUGUAAAUGACGAUACUUGAAUCGAAAAGUAGAUCUUCAGACUUCUGCUGCGGUUUCAUCUGAUUCCAAACUCAGACAUUUAGCUUGGAAGACUGCCAACAGCUGAAAUGCAUUCAUUCUUUUGCCACUGAGCUCACGUUCUUUUCUUCUUUUUGAGCCCCCCCCCCCCCCCCCCCAGUCACAGCUUGACUAUUGUUUAUAACAGGGGCGUAGUAACAUAGUGAAAUCAGUCGGGGUGUUGGACUAUACUCACACUGUUGUAUCAUCACAGCCGCUAUAAUUCAUGGUAGAACCUUCUCUUGUAAUAAGGGGGUUUCUCCCCUCUUUCGUACUGCCUUUCUACGUCGGAUUCUAUUUAGGAACAGUAUGAUUAUUGGAGCAC